UGUCCUUUAGUGGCGCGCGCGCGCACCUGCCGCUAGGAAACUUGUGUGUGGAGAAGUUUGGGAAAGGGCUGGGCUACUGCUCGGAGGCUCGGAGGAGUGCAGCAGCAGCAGCAAUCCGCUUUUCAGGAAGGAAACCACAGCUCUGGACAGAUAUCACACAGCCUAGAGCUCCAGCAACGACACGGCGCACACCCGGAACUCCGGUUCCUUCUCUCAGACUCGUGAUUACAAUAAUAUCACCGUUUAUUCACGCGGCUGCAGUUCAUCCUGAUGAGCUGGCGAGAAACAAACGUCUCAGGACUUUUUAAAUCAUAAAAUGUCAAGCGUUAAAGUUCCUGAACAGGACCUGAGAGAAGUGGACAUAUGCGACGAGGAAAGCGGAGUUCUUGAAAACUCGCUCAGAGUUUCAGCAGAAAACCGAGUCGGAUUACAUGAUGAACGGUCACGUGAUCUACAGGCUCAUUCAGAGCACGCUUUGAGCAGUUUGGCACCCAAACGGUGUGUGGGUUCUGACGGUGCAGGAAGGUCCGUCUGCCUGGAGACACUGUGCCAUGAAGCCUGGACACGGUGUGAUGGAGAUGAUGGCAGGUCCGUGUGCCGGUCAUCCAUCGUGGACUGUCUGCUGGUGGAGCUUUACGACACGUACAGCAGUGGGAAGGGCCUCAGGAGCGCAGACAGUCUGGACAGCUCGACUGAGGCCUCAGGAUCAGAUGCGUUUCUGGGCAGGAGCAACACGGCGUCCAGCUUUCUGCAGGAACUACAAGAAAAACACACCAAGAGACAUCAGAGAAAUUAUCUCUCCCAAAAAGAUCCAGAGGAGCUGAAGUGGAUCAUUCAGGAGGUGAAUUAUCGUAUCGGAAUUCAGUCAGCUAAAUUGGUACGGCAGCUGAAAAGGAAGGACCGACUACAUCACAAGCAGCAGAAGAAAUGUGACAUCGUCACUGCCUGCCUGCAAGCUGUCUCCCCAAAAAGAAGAGUGGAUACCAGAUUGAAGUUUACUCUAGAGCCAUCUCUUGGCAAGAAUGGCUUUCAGCAGUGGUAUGAUGCCCUCAAGGCAGUGGCUCGGCUUCCAACUGGAAUUCCCAAAGAGUGGAGGAAGAGGGUGUGGUUAACUUUAGCUGAUCAGUACCUCCAUAGCAUCUCUAUAGACUGGGAGAAGACCAUGAGAUUCACGUUCAAUGACCGCAGCAAUCCAGAUGAUGACUCUCUGGGGAUCCAGAUAGUGAAAGAUCUGCACAGAACAGGCUGCAGUUCUUACUGUGGCCAGGAGGCCGAGCAGGACCGUGUGGUACUGAAGCGGGUUCUACUGGCUUAUGCCCGCUGGAACAAGACUGUAGGUUACUGCCAGGGCUUCAAUGUCCUGGCUGCCCUUAUCCUUGAGGUCACAGAGGGGAACGAAGGCGAUGCAUUAAAGGUGAUGAUUUAUUUAAUUGAUAAGGUGCUUCCUGAGAGCUACUUUGCCAACAACCUGCGUGCUCUGUCUGUGGACAUGGCUGUAUUCAGGGAUCUGCUCAGGCUUAAACUUCCAGAGCUCUCUCAACACCUUCACCACUUACAGAAAGUAGCCAAUCGGACAGGAGGAGGAAGCUACGAGCCUCCACUCACCAACGUGUUCACCAUGCAGUGGUUUCUCACCAUGUUUGCCACCUGCCUGCCUCACCACACUGUGCUGAAGAUCUGGGACUCUGUUUUUUUUGAGGGAUCAGAAGUGCUGCUGCGUGUUGCCUUAGCCAUUUGGGCCAAACUGUCAGAGAGGAUUGAAGAGUGUCAGACUGCAGAUGAGUUCUACAGCACUAUGGGCUGUCUGACUCAAGAGAUGCUGGAGGACAACUUGAUUGAUUCCAAUGAACUCAUGCAGACAGUAUACGCCAUGUCCACCUUCCCUUUUCCCCAGCUGGCUGAGCUGAGGGAGAAGUACACUUACAAUAUCACUCCAUUCCCUGCUCCAGUCAAGGCCAAUGGCAGCCAAGGGCUCCAUGGAUGGGAGAGUGAUGAUGAUGGAGACAUGGAUGAUGAGGAUUCUAUAGUCACUGCUCUGGGAUGCCUGGGACCAUUAGGAGGGCUUCUGGCCCCUGAGAUCCAGAGAUACCAAAAACACUUAAAAGAGCAGCGAGGUGAACAGAGCUCUCCCUGCAGCAGUAUGGCCGAGCUGAGUCCCGGGGCAGUGGGAGCUGGUCGGGCAGAGCAGCACGCCACCAUCAACAGCAUGAUGAUGGAGCGCAUGAGCACGGACAUUAGAGCGCUCACCAAGCAGUACUACCGCAUCAAGAGACGGCAGCAGCAGCAGGCCAACCUGCUCUACAUUCACACAGGACUGCCAGUGGAAGCUGAACCUGUUGCUCCUCAUCAGCUCAGUAAAGGGGCGAGCCUUGACACUGAUAAAUGUCCAGCCACUGACAUCUUUGCCUCCCAAAUCCACUCUUCACCUGUGGUCAAUCAUCUUCUCCUGGGAAAGAAGGCCAUAUCUGCUCCGCAUCCUUGCAGAAAUGGUUUGGCUCAGGGGCUCAGAGGCCCUACAGAGCCACUUCCCCGAGCCCAGUCCACCCCCACCCAGAAUCACAGUCUUCAGUCCCCCUGGCAUGCACAUGUUUGUGCUCAUCGCAGGAACCUGGCACAGGCCCGGGUCCAGCUGGGCUUUGAUGACUCCAUGGAGCUAGAGGAUGACACCAGCCCUGAGCACAAAACAAAGAGAGAAGAGGGAGAGGAAAAGAUGAAGGAAGAGGAAGAUCAAGAGAAGAGCGAAGAUAACCAUGAAAGCCAGGAGAAAGUAGAUGUGCCAUUGCAGGAGCCAGUGCAAGGGAUUAUGGAAGAACAAGACUUUGAGCUCCAGCUUCAGGAUGCUGUCUGCAGUGAGGAGAUAAAGGAAUUGGAACAGCAGCUAUCCACCCUUGACCUGGAUUCAUCAGCACAAGCUCCUGCAGAGUUGAAUGAUCCAGAAACACCACCUCCACUUCCAGACCCAGAGCUGGGAAAUAAUCCACAGCCACAAGAGAAACCAAAUGCGCAGCCAUAUGUCUCAGCAGUGGCAUGCUCCACCCGCUCCAACUCUUCCAGCUCAGAGAGCACAGCUUGUUCUCUCAGGCAAAGCGCCUCUGUAGCUUCUACUCCAGAGAUUCUUCCCAAACCACAGCAAGUUUUCUCCCCUUUCCCCUGCGUCAAAGUACCACGCAAAUCCAUGGCUGCCCGCAACCUGGGCCUCUACGGCCCCACCUCCAGAACUCCGAAUGUGCACUUCCCACACAUGAGCAAAACCAUGACCCGAGUGGGUACUGCCGUUGCCGUGUCCACCAGACGGCGAUGAUUAGCAGCAUCACUUAUUCUUCACCUUGGCUCUGAAUCUGAGCCAAUCAAAUAUGCAGAAGGCUUGCUGUUUCAGUAUAUAUUGAAGGUACAGUAUAGCAGUAUACAGCACAGAAGCCUCAGAGAUAUUGGACACAGCAGAGGUAUAGAUAGAAAUGAUGGAAUUUCCUAUCUAGUAAAGUUUAUCUUGUGUGUGUGGAACUUUAUUUAUUUUUUUUUUUCAUCUAAAAUUUUGUACUUCACAAAAAAAAGAGCCAAACAGUUUAUUCUUUUCUGGCAUUCAUCAGUGCUGGAGAAUGUGAAGAAGCCUUUAAAUAUUUAUGCUGCAUGUCUGACCUUUUGGCUUUUGCCAUCAAUGUAUUGGAUAUGACGAUGUAUUUUGUCACAAAGAUGAAUGAUCUUCAAAUAAUAAUAUUUAAAAAUAAUUCAAAUGGUCUGUGUAUUGACUGAUAAUCACCCUACUGGAUAGAAAACUUGAGAGAUGUAUCAUACCCGUACCACUCUCUCCAAACAUUUAGCUCUGUUUUCUAAUCUUAAUCUUUCCGACAAAUUAAGUCUCAGAAUUUAUUGCAUUUGCCUGCUGUUCUGUAUCUUUUGCCUGUCACUUCAUUAGUUGGUUUAUGCUGUUGCUACAAUUUUAUUUUAUUUUUUCAUUUUACCAACUUUGAACAGAAAUAACUGUCUUUUGCUCUUUGUUUCAUUACUUUAAACAUUUUGAACUGGACAGAGAAACUUAAUAUAUUGGAUAUAACGAAUGGAAAUUA
Neoarius graeffei (lesser salmon catfish) is the source of this 4064-nucleotide messenger RNA. RefSeq names its product TBC1 domain family, member 30 (gene tbc1d30). Gene Ontology annotation, cellular component: endoplasmic reticulum. The transcript has 14 exons. Bases 317 to 3301 code for a protein of 994 amino acids. The record is from RefSeq and is a predicted model, not a curated record. Lineage: Eukaryota; Metazoa; Chordata; Actinopteri; Siluriformes; Ariidae.